This is a messenger RNA of Astyanax mexicanus (Mexican tetra), 2377 nucleotides long. RefSeq lists its product as uncharacterized. The coding region runs from base 434 to 2308 and encodes 624 amino acids. The transcript is spliced from 3 exons. Lineage: Eukaryota; Metazoa; Chordata; Actinopteri; Characiformes; Acestrorhamphidae. The record is from RefSeq and is a predicted model, not a curated record.
AUGUUUUAUAUUUUACAUUCUUCAGAGUAGCACCAUCUCACCAUGCAAUUUCUCAGUCUGCUUUAUGAGGCAGAGUCACCUGGAAUUCAGGCUUUCAGAUAACAGCUGUGCCUCGUCAAGAGUUAAUUAACUUAAUGUUAGUUUGAGAGCAUCAGUUAAAGUAAAGUAGUGAAGAGGUAGAGUUACAGGUAUACAGUGAAUAGUGAAUAUUUGAGUAAUAAUCUAAUCCAUAUUAUAAGAAGCAAGAACUACUUAACUAAGUAAAAAAGUAUUGUUAAAUGCUGGAAAGAGCAUCAAAAACGUUAUAAUGAAGAAACUGGCACUCAUUAGUACUGUGUCGCAGAGUAAGUGUUACCUCACAGGAUAAGUUAUUCAGAGUUACCAGCCUCAGAAGCCGCCAGUUAACAGCACACCAGCUGAUAUUAGGGGUGAGAUGGUGCGGUCGUGCUGCGUUCAGGGCUGCAGUAAUAAGUCUCAUGACGGGAAGGGCCGCAGGGUGAACCCCGGCUCCCGGUUCUUCUCCUUCCCCGCCUGGAAGCGGAACCAGGGCCCGCUGGUGGAGGAAAUCACCCAGCGGCGGCGGAUGGCCUGGGUCUCCGCGGUCCGCCGCAAGGACAUCACCUUCUCCCAGAUAUCCCCGUUUAUGUACGUCUGCUCCCGGCACUUCCACAAAGGCCAACCAGCGUAUGAGAUGAUGGAGACUGACCCAGACUGGGCACCAUCUCUACUUCUGGGCCACACAGAAACCAAACCAUCAAACCCUGAACGUUCUGACCGAAAACGGAAACGGAAGCAGCCGAUCAAAAACACCUCGAAACCAGAGUCGAGAACCCGUCACCCCGAGCAGCUGCAGCAGGAAACUGGAGACAGAGGCCAGCUGAAUAUAAUUACAGUUAAAACCGAGCCUGAAGAGAGCGUCCAGGAGGAGUGGGAGUUUGAAACUGCGGAGGGUCGCCUGCUGGACAUUACGGUGAUUCAGCGCGAGGCUGACGAAAGUGUCCAGGAGGAUGCUAACGGGUGGACGUACGAGAAUGCUGGAGAAAGUGCCGUUACGAAGACGCUAGAUGCUACGGAAGUUGUUAAAUGUGAGGAUGAGGAGGAAGAAAUCGAUCAGCAUUGCUUAGGCAUUGAGGUGGAUAAACAAGAACCUGAGGAGCGUGUCCAGAUCAACAUGGCCAAUCAUGAGGUGCCACAAACAGCAUGUGACAAGUCUGGUGUCCUUAGGUGUGACGAAAUAAACCAACUAUUGGACAAAAAUAAAGUGCUGUUUGAGCCUGAGGGAUGUAUCCAGGUCAGCACCUCCAUUAAUGAGCUGACACGGUCAGAAUGUAGGAAGUGCGUGCUCAGGUUUGACGAAAUAAAUCGACUUUUGGACGAAAACCGGGCGCUGCGGCGUGAACUCAGCGAGUACAAGAUAUCGGACGGUUUCUUUGGAAACGAUGGCGAUGAUAAAGUACAGUACUACACGGGUUUGCCCAACCUGGCAACCUUCAUGACUUUGUUUAACUUUUUAGUGCCGCUAAUUACGGACAAGAAGGUUCUCACGCCGUUCCAGAAGCUUCUGUUGACCUUCAUGCGCCUCAAGCUGGACCUCCCCAUGCAGCACCUGGCGCAUCUCUUUCGCGUGUCGCACAGGACGGUCUACAGGACGUUCAGCGACAUGGUGACAUUUAUGUGUGCCAACCUGAGACCCUCGAUUGCGUGGCCUGAUAGAGACACUCUACGCAAAACGAUGCCUGGUCCGUUUGUAGAAGUGUUUGGAAACCAAGCGGUCGUAAUCGUUGACUGCUUCGAGAUUUCUUCAGAGAAGCCGUCCGAUCUGAAGGCGCGCAGCGAGAUGUUUUCCAGCGCUAAGAACGCCCACACUAUGAAGUAUCUGAUGGGCAUCACGCCCAACGGAUCUGUGUGCUUCCUCUCUAAAGGAUGGGGCGGCCGUACCAACGACAGUCAUUUAAUAGAGAGCAGUGGUUUGCUGGACUUCUUGAUGCCAGGGGACAUAGUCCUGUCUUCCCGAGGUUUCGGCCUACAGGAGGGUACGGGCAUGAUGUUCGCCGAGGUCAAACCACCGCCCAAUGUGAACGACAGUGGUCAGCUAGCUGUCAGAAGUGUAGAGGAGACCAGAAGAAUAGAACAUCUAAAAAUUCACGUUGAAAAAGUGAUGAAAAACGUCUGUCAGAAGUAUAAAAUCUUAUCCGGACCCAUUUCCUUCAACAUGAUCCUCCCGUGUGCGGGUGAGGAAGACACGUUUCUGGAUAAGGUGGUCACGGUUUGCUGUGCGCUGACGAACCGAUGUCCAACCGUGGCGUAGAAGAAUAGUGUUUGUUUGCUGAUGUAAAUAAUGUACAAACAUAAUAAAAACCUAUAUAUUUACAUUUAA